Molecule: messenger RNA, 3676 nt
Organism: Salvelinus fontinalis (brook trout)
Lineage: Eukaryota; Metazoa; Chordata; Actinopteri; Salmoniformes; Salmonidae
Product: zinc finger protein 501-like
Exons: 2
Coding region: 243-1601 (452 amino acids)
Biological process (GO): regulation of transcription by RNA polymerase II
Cellular component (GO): nucleus
Molecular function (GO): DNA-binding transcription factor activity, RNA polymerase II-specific; RNA polymerase II cis-regulatory region sequence-specific DNA binding
Source: RefSeq, a predicted model, not a curated record
GCUCCUUCAACAACAACAGCUAGUCAGACCCAUCCGUAGCUUUCUAGCAAACAUAGCUACAACAUUCACGCUCUUUACAAUGUUUUGGUGUAUAUUAGUCGCUGUGUAUUAAACACACUUCUGUCGUAUGUACUUGUUGGCCCAUUUAAUUAUAUAUUUACGUUGUUUGUCAGCUAGCUGGUUUGCUAAGUUAGCUUAGAACUAGGCUAGUCACUAAUGCUAGCUAGCUAACAUCUCCGACCAUGAGUUCACUAAGUUACUCUCGUUCUGCUAAAGAAGAGGUGAUCUGCUGGACGGAGAAAGAAGCUUUCAUGAAAGAGGAGGACGAAGAAGAGGCUGUUACAAUACAAAAACAAGUAGAGAGUGAGGCUGUUACCGUGAAAAAAGAAGAGAAAGACGUUACAGUGAAAGAAGAGGAAGACGCGUUCAGAGUGAAAGAGGAGGAGGAAGAGAAAGAGGAGGAUGCAGUUUUUGGAGUGAAAGAGGAGGAGGGGGAGAUGACUGUCACAUUGGAGGAAGAGGAGGAGGUUGGAGAUCUGUUUCACACCAGAGAGAGACGGGACUAUCGUGGAUCCUCUGGGGAGUCUCAACAACAUCAUGAUGCUGACGAGGCAGAGAAGUGUCUCUCCACAUCAGAACUCCUCAAGAAACACCUGCAGAGACCCACAGGGAAGAGAACUCACUGCUGCUCUGACUGUGGGAAACGUUGCAAAUCUUCAUCAGAACUUAAAAUACACCAGCGAGUACACACAGGAGAGAAGCCUUAUAGCUGUGAUCAAUGUUGGAAGAGUUUUACUCAGUCAAGCUCCCUGAAAUCACACCAUAGAACACACACUGGAGAGAAACCUUUUGGCUGUUAUCAAUGUGGGAGGAGUUUUACUCAGCUAAGCAGCCUGAUAGUACACAGGCGGGGACACACAGGAGAGAAACCUUAUAGCUGUGAUCAAUGUGGGAAGAGUUUUACUACAUCUAGCUAUCUAACUAUACACCAGAGAACACACACAGGAGAGAAACCUUAUGGUUGUGAUCAAUGUGGGAAGAGUUUUACUCAGCUAAGCAGCCUGAUAGUACACAGGCGGGGACACACAGGAGAGAAACCUUAUAGCUGUGAUCAAUGUGUGAGCAGUUUUACCUCAUCUAGCUAUCUAACUAUACACCAGAGAACACACACAGGAGAGAAACCUUAUAGCUGUGAUCAAUGUGGGAAGAGUUUUACUCAACUAAGCAGCCUGAUAGUACACCAGCGGGGCCAUACAGGAGAGAAACAUAGCUGUGAUCAAUGUGGGAAGAUUUUUACCUCAUCUAGCUAUCUAACUAUACACCAGAGAAUACACACAGGAGAUAAAUCUUAUGGCUGUGAUCACUGUGGGAAGAGUUUCAUUCGGCUACAAACCCUGAAAUCACACCAGAGAAUACACACUGGAGAGAAACCUUAUAGCUGUAAUCAAUGUGGGAAGAGUUUUACUCAGCUAAACGGCUUGAUAUCACACCAGAGAACACACACAGGAGAGAAACCUUGUAGCUGUGAUCAAUGUGGGAAGAGAUACUCUGAUAAAAGAUCUCUGAUUAAACAUCAGAAAUUACAUGGAGUUGUUUCAUGAUAUCAAUGAAAUAAUGUCACAAUGUAGAAUGUUUUAACAUUGUAGUAGGAGUAUUUUAAUGAUGUCACAAUGUAGAAUGUUUUAACAUUGUAGAAGGAGUAUUUUAAUGAUGUCACAAUGUAGAACCCUAAAUGUUUGUUAAAUUGAUUUUAGCCUCAAGGGGAAAAUCCAGGCUCUGAAUUGAAAGAGUUACUAUUUAUGAGAUUUAUCAAAAAAGUGACUAACAAAAAUAGAGUUGUGUUCCACUUACCACGUUGGUGACCCACUUGAAUCAAAAUGCAACACUUCAAAAUGUUUAGGUUUUCAAUAUAUCCCAAACUGUUUCAGCAUAUUGGUUAUUGAUUUGGACACGUUAAAACUGUGUUUUGACAUUGCGCUAUUCCCAUUUAGCAAAAUGUCAUUGAAAAGACGUUGAAAAGAAGACUGCCCAACGUCCAAUAUAUGUUCUGUCCAGUAUAUGUUCGGUUGUCGUUGAAAGUGAAAGUUGAAAAGAUGUCUUUUCGGGUCGAUUUUUUCCAAUGACUUGAAAACUGCUUAAUUUCAACGUACUUGCAGCUUUUUCACCUAUAAUCAAUUUUAUUAACAAACUGACAUCACUCCAGUAUUUCUUGACAACAUCAAAUGCUAAUUGUCUUUAUUCCACUACUGAAGAAGCAUGACUCAAAUCACCUCAUAUUUCAAACAUUCAGCCUGACAAAAGGUACAUGUUUUAUUAUUCCAGCCUCACCAUUAAGUUAAUUAUUGCCAAUACAUAUUAACAAAGGGGUGUACAUUUGGUUUUGAUAUUUCAUAUUUACAAUUAUGUAACAUUUAGUAAUCAUAGUUAUUCAUGCAACCAACUUGACAUUUUUGGGUACAUUUAUAUUGACGUUGUUGCCCUGUUUUUAUAAUAUCAGGGUUCAUUCUCAGAUGUGCCAACCCAAAUGUACUAGAGCAUGACAUUGGGGACUGGGCCCCGAUCCAACAACAUGCCUUUUGAGUGAACCCUGAAAAGAGAGAGAAGCUCCGCAGUGGAAAGUUACUACGGAUAUCGCAGGAGUUUCCUCUUGAAAUCAGACAUGUCCGUGGAAAACUUGGUUGCUGAUUAUCUCUGGGGUGGGCAGUCAAAAAGAUUUGUGUUUUGCGUUUAGCCAGUGUGUUACCAUGAUCACAAUUUAUUUGGGGUUUUAUCUCUUAUUCUUUUCCGUAUUGAAACUGCACUGUUGGUUAGGGGCUCGUAAGUAAGCGUUCCAGUGUUGUAUCCGGCGCAUGUGACUAAUACUAUUUGAUUUGAGUUUUGUUUGGGCUCGUUCCAAGGGGACGAGAGUUCUAGAAGUUAGUGAGUUUUAGGAAGACAGGGAGUUAUAGAAGCUAGUGAGUUUUAGGAUUCUAUAGAAAGAAAAAUGAGAAAAAAAUAAUAUGCUUGUUUAUUAUUAUUUAGGAAUAGGUGUUUUAUCUUGUUUUUAAUUGUUGACAGCCAGUAGACACCAUGUUUAUAUUGGUGAAGGUGAAGCAUUGUAGUUGAUUAUAAUGUGAAAUGGAAGUUGUUUUCUGUUGGUGGUGAGCAAACUUGUCUGACAAAAAUAAAGGAUAUAUUUGUUGUCUUUCGGGGGAAGGUGUUACAGGCUUUGGUUUUUCCAUUUAUGUUUUGAGGUUGUACUUUAGCACGUAUAGCUCGUUAGCACGUAUAGCUCGUUAGCACGUAGGACGCACUGAUUGAUGGAGAGUCUCCAGCUUUUUGGUUUGCUUCCUGUCUCUAAGUUUGGUGUGUGUUUUUCUUUUGUUUGCCUCUUCUUGGGCAGAUUUAGUGGGUGUCAUGGUGGGUGUCUUUUAUGUCCCAGAUGUUGUUACUAGUCAACUUCCAGUGGACACCCCCAUAGUGUCUUUCAGAGCCCCUCCUAAAAAACAAGCUAAUAUUUUGGGUUGGAUAUUGCAUCCAAUUAAUAUUUUAAUCAAUAGAAUUUCCUUAAUGUUCAUUAGUCUUUCAGUUGUUAAUCUUCUGUUUGUUGUGUACUAAAUAUUUUUGUUUAUUUUCAUUUUGUUUUAUUCCUGUGGAAGCCAUUGUGUUGCAUCCAUGUCUGAAAUGUGCUGUAUAA